GGCAGACGGAGAUCCUGCUUUCCCAGUCCGUUCAAAAGCCUUUGCCAUCCCCUCAUCUUCAUCUUGACAUCUCCACCCCUUCAUCCAUACCAGAGGAAUGACGCCGACUCUCUGCCUCCUCCUCGUCCUCCUUCCCCUGGUCUCGGCCCAGACCUAUCACUGGGGUCCCUGCCCCGACCCGAAGGUCCAGCCCAACUUCAACCUCCAGCAGUACCUGGGUAAAUGGUACGAGAUUGAGAAACUCCCCGCCUCCUUUGAGAGGGGCAAGUGUAUUGAGGCCAACUACGCCUUCAGGAGUGAUGGCACCAUCCGAGUGCUCAACUCCCAGUUUUAUAAAGAUAAAUUCAGGACAGUGGAGGGGACAGCUGUGGUUCAGGACCCCAGCCAGCCAGCCAAGCUCGGCGUCAGCUUCUCUUACUUCACUCCCUACAGCCCUUACUGGGUGAUGAGCACCGACUACACCAGUCUGGCGGUGGUGUACUCCUGCACGGACAUCCUCCGUCUCUUCCACGUGGACUACGCCUGGAUCCUCGGCCGCUCGCGGCGCCUGCCCCUGCAGACGGUGCAGUACGCCAAACGGCUCUUUGCGAAGGAAGGGAUCGACAUCUUCCGGAUGAAGGCCACCGACCAAACAGGCUGUAAGGAUUACUAGGGUUGCGAGAGUCGUACGAUUUACAUAUUACCCCCACCACCGCCCCCCCCCCAACAAGACAAGCCUUAGCACUAGGACCCCGUAGAAUUGGAUAUGAGAGGAGCGGAUGCAAAAUCAAAUACAGCUGCAAAAUUGUUUCUGGAAAAAUACUGCAGGUACAAUCUGACUAUCUAACCGUAGACCUCUGAAGAAGGUGCAGCGUCUGCGCUGGAAGGACGGCGGGUACAAGCAGGAAUGUCGCAGAAUAUUUAAGCUGAACAAAUAACCUUGAUUAAAAAAAAAUAAAAAAUCAGCAUCUGUUUUCGUGACCCUCCAUGCAACAGCCACAAUAUUCAGAGGUAUCGUUUCAAAUCCCAAUGUCCUCAUCCAAUGCUUGGCAGCGUUAUAGCCGAGUGAGACAACCCUGACCCGCUUAACUCCAUCCAGCCGGUUUAGUCUAGCCCACCUUAGUGCAACCACGUCCCUGUGUGCAACCUCCAUGCUGCACCUGAAGAGCGUAUAGUGUCUCCUGAGGUGAAUAUAAUAUGAAGUAUAAAGCUACUAGAAAAUCAAAUACCAGCUCCAGCCAGCACUUCAGCCACUCGGAAGUGCCAGUCAUCGUAUAUAAUCAAUAUAUAUCUCAUUUAUCUUUAUAUUGGGAGGGAGAAAUGACUCGUUGACUCCGGCGUACUUGUUGGAUGAUCUUAUGAUCGUGAUGAUGGGACGGGCCUGCUCUCAACGCAGGAAGCCUUUUGUAGUUGCUACCGGGAGUCAUGGAGAAUUUUGUGUAAAUUAAAAGCUGUG
This is a messenger RNA of Lampris incognitus (smalleye Pacific opah), 1435 nucleotides long. RefSeq names its product apolipoprotein Db (gene apodb). Gene Ontology annotation, biological process: brain development; lipid transport; tissue regeneration. Gene Ontology annotation, molecular function: lipid binding. Lineage: Eukaryota; Metazoa; Chordata; Actinopteri; Lampriformes; Lampridae. The record is from RefSeq and is a predicted model, not a curated record.